Molecule: messenger RNA, 1140 nt
Organism: Cuscuta europaea
Lineage: Eukaryota; Viridiplantae; Streptophyta; Magnoliopsida; Solanales; Convolvulaceae
Source: the annotation of a GenBank genome assembly
AGACACACACACAUACAUAUAAUUUUAGGGAGUAUAAUUUCAGAGGCGGGUCCCUUUUAUUUAGGGUAUUUACAAAAACUAUUUAUAAACAUCAUGCUACAGUACAACCAGGAGACGUAACCGGCACAGUUAAUAGUUUUACUCGUAAGAGAAAUCUAGUAACGUCUUUGUUAUAACUUCCGCAAUCAAUGCCUCCUUAAUGCUAUGUUCCUUGAAGUUUUAUCUGUCAUGUGAGAUGACCAUCUAUUUACAGAUGAUGACGUUGCCACAUAUGCCGUAUGGAGAGUCUAACCUCAUUCGAACUCCGGUCAGGCUCGAGACCUCCUACUCAGGUUGGCCUAAGCGUGGUGGACCCUUCACGGGCUUUGAUCCCCCUUUCAGGCCCACAUGGCUUUAUCUCUUAAUCCCGUGCUUUGUGCUUCUCUUGGGUUGGGUCAUAGUUGAUUUAUUGGGCUAUAUAUGUCAUGAGUCCAUAUAUAGUUUCAUCAUAGAACAAAUUACAAAAAUAAAGCAAGUGACUAUGCUAUGGUACUACCUCCGUCCCUUAAAACUUUGUCAAAGUUGACCCGGCACGGAAAAUAAUAAAGUAAAAACUAUGUGGUUGAGGUUUGUGCAGAGGAGAGAGAAAUAAUAGAAACCACAAAAUAAUUAAUUAAAAGGGAAAGUGACAAAGUUUUUUGGGACGUCCCAAAAAGGAAAGAUAACAAAGUUUUAAGUGAUGGAGGGAGUAUGUAAUAAGUUUAAUUUUAUGAUAUGUUUUUCAAACUAAAUGAACCAACUACACAUUUUCUAAAACAUGAAAACUGCAACUCAUCAUAAGCAAGCUAAGAUCUCAAGUGGCAAGGGAUCGAUAUCCUUAUCCUUUACCUAGCUAGCUACUAACAGGAAACUAUGGAAGCUAGUUCACUUCAUGCACACGUGACUAAAGACAAGGAGUGAGGUCCAUUCUCAAUUUCUCAUGUGGCUGGCCAACUUCUAUCAUGUGCCGAUGCUUCCUUGGCCUAGAUUGGGUUUAUCGUUGAUGGUAUGGCUUGAAAACAAUAAUUGUAAUGUGAUUGGAGCAAAACAUGCAAGUUUGGACAAGAUGUAUGUGUACACUUAAUUUUAAUAAUAUAUAUAUAUAUAUAUAUAUAUGGUUGG